Perca flavescens (yellow perch) is the source of this 2541-nucleotide messenger RNA. It is a transcript of the gene dbnlb, whose product is annotated as drebrin-like b. Gene Ontology annotation, cellular component: lamellipodium; cortical actin cytoskeleton; dendrite. Gene Ontology annotation, molecular function: actin filament binding. The transcript has 15 exons. The record is from RefSeq and is a predicted model, not a curated record. NCBI's taxonomy places the organism in Eukaryota, Metazoa, Chordata, Actinopteri, Perciformes, Percidae. Bases 136 to 1575 code for a protein of 479 amino acids. Gene Ontology annotation, biological process: positive regulation of axon extension; neuron projection morphogenesis; postsynaptic actin cytoskeleton organization.
UCUCGACCGUGGCUGAGAAGUAGCCAGUAGCUAAACUAGCUUCGUGCCCAGCUGAAAGUCAGCAUCGUCGCCACUCCUCCCAAUAGGAAGGGCGCAUCCCGGAUAGCUAGCUGGCUAGCUGUACUCGGCAUAACGAUGGCAGUUAACCUCAGCAAAAAUGGCCCUGCAUUAACGGCUGCAUUUAAAGAAGUGGUAGAUGAAAAAUCCAAUACCAACUGGGCCUUGUUCACCUAUGAGGGAAACAGCAAUGAUAUCCGCCUGGCAGAAAAGGGGGACGGAGGACUGGAGGAGUUGGUUGAGGAAUUGAACAGCGGAAAAGUGAUGUACGCUUUCUGCCGGGUGCAGGAUCCAAACUCUGGCCUGCCAAAAUAUGUCCUCAUCAACUGGACUGGAGAGGGAGUGAAGGAUGCCAGGAAAGGAAUAUGUGCCAAUCACGUCCGCUCCAUGGCCGAUUUUCUUAAGGGUGCCCACGUCACAAUAAACGCCAGAGGAGACGAGGACGUGGAGCCCGAGGCCAUUAUGCAGAAGGUGGCCAAAGCAUCGGGGGCGAACUACAGCUUCCACAAAGAAGCUCCCAGCCGCUUCCAGGACAGCGGUCCUCAGGGUCCCGUGGGCUCAGUCUACCAGAAGACCAACGCGAUGUCCGAAAUCAAAAAGACCAACAAAGACAACUUCUGGGCUCAGGCAGAGAAAGAAGAGGAGAAACGUCGGCAGGAGGAGCGGCACAAGGCAGACGAGGAGCGACAGAAGAUGGAGAAAGAGAGGAAAGACAGAGAGGCCAAGGAGGCAAUGCAGAGGGACAAAAGGGACAAGGAGAGGUCCACUCAAAUCGACCAACAAAAGAAGUACCAGCAGCAGCAGGACGCUGAGAGUAAAGACCAGGAGAAACCACGUGUGGAGGAGCAGGAGGAGAACCAGGCAGCCGAGAAGAAAGCAGUCAAGAGAGGUGAAUCUGUGGAAAAGGUCAACGAGGCAGCUUCUCUCAUCUCUCAGCGUGCCAUGAACCCCAGAGAGAUGUUCAAGCAGAGAGAGAGGGGAAUAACUCCCAGUGACUCCGACGUCCCCUCUGCAGCCCCUGCCAGCCCCCACCCAGGCCGUCUGCAAAGCGUCUUUCUGUCUAAGCCAGUGUACGAAAGUGAGCGAGCCAGCUCCCCUCAGCGCCAAGCUUCUCCUGUGCCAGCAGGCUCUGCCUCUCCUGUCCGUGCCACAGAGCCUGAUGUGGAUGAUGGACAGUCCCGCUGUGAGUAUGAUGAGCAGGAGGCCACCCCCCAGGAGCAGUGUGAAGAGGAGGCACCGGCUGCCAACUCCUACGUCCAGGAGACUGCUUAUGAAAAGCCCGCUCAGCCCCCCGUGGAGGAGAACAACUUGUACGAGGUGACAGCCGACGAGACACCAGACAGAGGCACCUGUGCCAGAGCCUUGUAUGACUACCAGGCUGCUGAUGACACGGAGAUCUCGUUCGACCCCGACGAUAUGAUCACCGGGAUCGAGAUGAUAGACGAGGGCUGGUGGCGGGGCUUCAGCCCAGACGGCCAUUUUGGAAUGUUCCCAGCCAAUUACGUCGAGCUUAUCUAGCCCACCUCCCCCUCACCCCCUUUCUCCCUUUCCCAAAGUCAAUCCUCGUACACAAGUGAGCCGAUCGGGCUGAAACGGAGCAAACGAUCCUCCGCAGCAUGGACCAAUCAACGGAUGGUAAUUGUGGGCCAGACGCUUUCAAAAUCUCUCCUCUAUUCAAAAAAGGCAAUUCCAAUUAAAUUGUUGAUGUUGUGAGCAACUGAUGGUAUAAUUUAGUCGGACCAAUACUCCCUCCCCUCUCCCCCCAGAUAUCCAUCUCUUUUCCUAUAAAUGUGAUGCAGUACAAUAUUGGCCUUUUUGUUAAGUCUUAAAUUCCGUUUUGUUGUGAGCAUUAAAUAGCACUUCUAGUCCACAUUCCUUACAAAGUGACUUCACUUCUGUUUCAGGUAUGAUUUUGUUGUCACUUGUAGCAAACGCUCCUGUACAUUUCAGGAGAGAGAAUUAAAAGAAAAAAAAAAUCAAAGAUAGUGGUACCAGCUACAGUAUAAUCCUUUGCCUUGUUUUUGCCUUUUCUUUACCGGCAGACUGAAUUUUUUCUUUCCUUUUUUAUGUGAUUGAUUUUGUGUGAAUUUCAAACCAUGUUUUUUAGUUCUGAUCUCAAUGUGGUUGAAGUGAAUAUUAAAAAAAAAAAAAAAGUUUGCUGUGCUCUGGGUGGAUUUAGUCGACCCGUUCUCUCUCCCAGCGGGUCAGAAACCGAUGCUUGGUCUGCGGCCUUUGGCGUUAGUUACUGGCGCAAAACGUCUCCUUUUUAGCGGCCAGACGCAGUGGGCUUUCUAAUGUAAUCCCCUCCGCUGCAGUAUUUGACGCUCUGCGUAUCCCUUUGGCAUCAAUUUUCUAUGCGCUCGGUCGGGACUCUUGGCGUCACUCUUUUUACGCUCUUGAUCUGUACCCUUGGUGUCUCCUAAUGGAAGUCCUGUGUUCGGGCCACUGGUAAAGUAAAAAUAAAUCGUUAUUUUAUACCACUAA